CGGUAUAUUUUUCCUAAUUUUGUGCGCUGCUGUUGGCUACCCUGAGUUCUUUUUUCAAAAAAGAAAACAUUACGGGAUUGACUUUGAGAAAGCGAAAGAAAUAAACACUGUAGUCUUCCUCACUGGGCCCUUGAGGGUGGGGGGAAUUGUCUAAACGUCCCCAAACUUUUUCACAGCUCGGUAGGAUCUUACAAGUGGAAGGAGAGGUCCCAAAGAAGAAGCAUUGCCCAGGAGAGCAGGAAAAAAUGUAAUACUCUACGCUGUUUCCUCGCCCUGCUGAGAUUUUAAAAAUGAGAAACAUCAAAACCUGACAUUGGGCAAACAAACUGGCAUCUCUGUUUUCUCAGGAGGGCAUUCUUGAUAGCGAAGGUAGUCCGAACCCCUCCAGUCGUCUUGGCUUAUCAACCAAGGGAGAUGCAUUCCAGAGAGCUGCUCCCUUUUUAUGUCACAGCUGGCUGAAUGCCUGCGAUUGCAACUCCGCAGCUUGCAAAAGAACAGCCCCCUCUGGCCGCCGCCGCCGCAGCUGCUGGAAUGAGAGAAUUCCUUCUCCCCUGAGCAAGAACUCCUGCCUCCAUUCCUUUGGGACUAGGGUGAGAAAACAAAACAUGUGAGUCUCCCCCCUCCCCUGUUCUUCCUGGGAGCCCAAAGAUGACAGGCCGGGCUUGCCAAGCCCACCCAGCACUCUGCUGCUACACCCUCUGGGGACUUUGGAAUGCCCUCCUCCUGGAAGCAUGAUUCUUUCAGCCACCAGCAUUCCCACAUGUCAUUGAAGGGCUUCAACUCAUGGGCCCGCGCUUCCAUCGGCCAGAUGUUUAGCCCCUCCAAGAUGUUCAGCUGGCACCAGUCGUUCUCCAUCAGCGCGCCGUGGAAGAAAGGCAAAAGGGCCCCGCUAGCUGACAGCAGGGUGGUUCUGACCAAUAUGAAGAUAAUAAAUCAAAGCGAAGGGCUAAGGCAAGACCCUCCAACCUCCUCCGACUCUGCAACAGAACCUGGACCUCCUGAAUCAAGCGCCGUCCCAGAGCAUCCAGCAAGUUCAGCCAUCAUAUGUGACGCGCCAGUGAAAGUCGAGUGUCUUACUACGCUUCCUGGCCUUGACACAUUAACGCCGAAACAUCAGGUGCUGAGAUUAGCCAAGUUUGAAUCGGAAGACUCUGGUGUGGAGUUGCCGAGUGGGGCCAACUCUCCCUCGACCCCCAAGGGCUCUGAGAAAAGCUUUGUGCUCCACAGCAGAGAUCCUUCUUGUGACUCUGGGGUGCUGAGCGCCUCUUCCUCUCCAGCAGCUGACCACGCCAUCGCGAGAGUGUGCCAAGACGCUGUAGAUGCUUGUCUGUGCAUUUCAGAUGGCCAACCGGCAGCGGGACACCGCGCAGGGCAGUCUCCCGCAGUUUGCUUGGAGGAUGGCACUGAAUGUCCAGAGGGGGGAUAUUCUGAACAGUCUUUUUUGGGUGGCAGCCAAGGAGAGCGCUUGGAAGAGAAAACCAGCGAAUCCUUCCUCCCCAUUAAAGCUCCAGAAGAGGAGAAGAGACCUGGUGAUGAUUACGGGAAAGACAACUUCAAAGAGAUGCUCCUGCAGGGACACCCCCUGAGAAAAUACCCCACAAGUGACAGUUUGGAUGAGUACAUGGACGAAUGCUGUAGGCUGAGUAAGGCGAACCAAGGAAUUGCCAAGGCCCACGGCUCAGGCCUGGGUUAUCUGGAACACAUCUGCCAACUUAUUGAAAAAAUCGGGCAGCUACAGGAGCACAACCUGAGAUUACAGAAGCAGGUCGGCAGCUUGCAGAAGGAGCAGAAAGCAAACCAGCUAACAGAGGAGUGUUUUCUACAGCAUUGCUCCUGCGGAGCUGCCAGGAUUUUGUUGAGCUCAUACCAAGAAGGGAAGAAUUCUUUUCCUGGGAAGAGCAGACCGCACAGCCUAUUGGUGCAGAACGGAAACAUGUCUGACCUCUCAAUCAUUCCAGAAGGAGGAGGAGGAAGCGGUGACAAAUCAAGCAAAGGACGAGAUGUUCGCCUGGAUCCGGAAAAUAACCAGCUGAUAAUGGAGUUACAGCUGUCGAACGGAAAGAAAGGCGGAGAGAAUGAGUGCAGGGAGGGAUAUUGUGCGACUGACGGCCAAGCUUAUCUCCUAAAGGAGCCAGCCAUGAAAAGGGGUGACAAUCCGGCCUGGGGAAGAAUGAGAGACCUCCUGAGAAAGAGCAGGGGAAGGAAUCAGAGCAGGCUGGGCUUGUCAUCAGCUGCCUUGAAAAGGUCAUGCCCUCAGCUCUAUAGGCCAGAUUCUGCGUGUUUGGAUUCGAGGAAAACAGAAAGGAACUCGAUGAUUGCCUUGGGACAAAGUUCAAGGAAUGAAAGCCUUUGGCCUUUCUGACUAGAUAGAG
Zootoca vivipara (common lizard) is the source of this 2372-nucleotide messenger RNA. RefSeq lists its product as uncharacterized. The record is from RefSeq and is a predicted model, not a curated record. NCBI's taxonomy places the organism in Eukaryota, Metazoa, Chordata, Lepidosauria, Squamata, Lacertidae.